This is a messenger RNA of Striga asiatica, 447 nucleotides long. NCBI's taxonomy places the organism in Eukaryota, Viridiplantae, Streptophyta, Magnoliopsida, Lamiales, Orobanchaceae. The record is from the annotation of a GenBank genome assembly.
UUGCCGGCGACAUUGACAGAAGGAGGACCGCCGUCCGAUGCCGCCGGAGUCCACCAAUGUGACAAGGAAGCCAAUCGGCGAGAAGCCAACCAUCGAGAAACUCCCUCCAGCGCAUGCACCUUAGUGCCGCCCGUUGCCGCCCAUCAUCACCAUAGCGCCGUCCGUCUGAAACUCCGACCAGCCCCGCACUUUCGAAAUUCAUAUCGAAUCUCCCCAACUCCGCCAUCCGCCCACACUUCAUCGUUUAAAAUUUCAACCGCCUUCUCCCAGUUGCACCUCCGCCCAUUUCCGUCCAUUCGAAGAAUCAACCGCACCUCCAUCGUUCAAAGGUUCAGCCGCACCUCCGUCCAUCUCUGUCCGUUCAAAGGUACGACCGCCACCUCCGCCCGUUCAGACUACCACAAUCGACGGCGUUCAGCCACCAGUCUGCCGUCCAUUCACACAUAA